AUGUUGCUGUUUAAAAAUCCCCCUCCUCGCAUAAAACUGGAGGUUAACCCGUCUGAUCCAGCACAGCAAGCUGCUCCAGGGACAGGACAGGAAGGAGGUGAAAAUGCUGGGGGGGGGGCUGCAAAUUUGACCAGUAAUUGGCGCCUGCAGCAGACUCAAGCACAGGUGGAAGAAGUGGUGGAUAUUAUGCGUGUGAAUGUGGAUAAAGUUUUGGAGCGAGAUCAGAAACUCUCAGAAUUAGAUGAACGAGCAGAUGCCCUCCAAGCUGGUGCCCAAGUAUUUGAAAGUAGCGCAGCAGCUCUCAAGAGGAAAUACUGGUGGAAGAAUUGUAAGAUGAUGAUCAUGCUGGGAGUGAUCUGUGCCAUUGUGGUCAUUGCAAUUGCACCAUUUCAUUUGCAGAGUCCAUCUGUUUGCGAAUCCCCAUCUUGUUUCCCCUUUGGGGGGGAAUGA
This is a messenger RNA of Protobothrops mucrosquamatus (brown spotted pit viper), 450 nucleotides long. RefSeq names its product vesicle associated membrane protein 1 (gene VAMP1). The record is from RefSeq and is a predicted model, not a curated record. NCBI's taxonomy places the organism in Eukaryota, Metazoa, Chordata, Lepidosauria, Squamata, Viperidae. The transcript is spliced from 5 exons. The coding region runs from base 1 to 450 and encodes 149 amino acids. Gene Ontology annotation, molecular function: syntaxin binding; SNAP receptor activity. Gene Ontology annotation, cellular component: SNARE complex; plasma membrane. Gene Ontology annotation, biological process: vesicle fusion; vesicle-mediated transport; SNARE complex assembly.